This is a messenger RNA of Ostreococcus tauri, 819 nucleotides long. RefSeq names its product unnamed product. The transcript has a single exon. The record is from RefSeq and is a predicted model, not a curated record. Lineage: Eukaryota; Viridiplantae; Chlorophyta; Mamiellophyceae; Mamiellales; Bathycoccaceae. The coding region runs from base 1 to 819 and encodes 272 amino acids.
AUGUACGCGUGCGCGUUCGGGUUCAGGGAUUUCGAGGCGGAGGUGACGUUCUUGGACGCGUGCGCGCGGCGACACGGGACGCACGCGGGCGAGGCGGGUGAGGGGGAAGGGAUGACGAGCGUGCUGGAACUGGGGGCGGGACCGGCGUGGCACUCGUUGGAGGCGGCGCGGCGAGGGGUGCAGGCGGUGGCGUUGGAGAAGAGCGGGGCGAUGCGGGCGCACGCGCGGAACGAGGCGCAGGAUAUCGGCGCGCGGAACGUGCGAGUGAUCGACGGGGACAUGCGCGAGAUCAAUCUGGACCCGAUGACGGUGCCGGUGAAUGGAUUUGAUGUGGUGACGAUGCUUCUGGGGACGGCGGCGCACUUGCUGACGCAUGAUGACGCGAUUCGGUGCCUGCGCGCGGUGCGGCGAAACUUAAAGCCUGGGGGUAUUUUCGUCGUCGAGCUCGAGCAUCCUUGGGAUCUCUUCAGUGGGGACAUUCGCGAGGGCGCGGGCGACGCGUGGGAUCGUGAGGACGAGGAGAGAGGGGUGAAAGUUUUCGUCGAGUGGGGUCGAGACGGCGAUAACUUUGACAUCGAGACUCAAAUUUACGAGCGCACCGUGUCCUUCUCACUCGUCUCUCUCGCCACGAACGAAGUCAUCAAGAUCGUCGAGGAUGUCGUUCCGUGCAAAAUAUUCACCGCGCCCGAGUUUAUCGCCCUCGCGAGCGCCGCGGGAUUAACAUCCGUCGCGGUGUACGGAGACAUGGACGUGCGCGUCGCGCUCGACGACGAAAACGCGCACAACAUGGUCAUGGUUUUCCGCCGUGAACACGAAUAG